Messenger RNA from Alligator mississippiensis (American alligator), 3821 nucleotides. RefSeq lists its product as uncharacterized. NCBI's taxonomy places the organism in Eukaryota, Metazoa, Chordata, Crocodylia, Alligatoridae. The transcript has 2 exons. The coding region runs from base 1 to 951 and encodes 316 amino acids. The record is from RefSeq and is a predicted model, not a curated record.
AUGUGGGGAGAUCCAGAGGAUGUAGGGGAGCCCUCUUCUGAAGACCCUAGGUCAGAUCAGGGAAGGACCCUGGUGCCUGAGGUGAGCGCAAUCACGCGGACCUCAGUCACUCAGGAUGCUCAGGGAAAACCCACAGAAACCACACAGGUAACAGUCCCCCUCAGCGGAGCUGAUCUAGCAGCCCUGGGCAAGACCCUGGGAUCUGCUAACAUUAGGAAUUUGGGACAGUGGUUGCAGAAAUCCCUGAAUGUAGUGGAGUGUGAAACCCUGAGUGUCUGGGAAUGGCACCGCCUACUAAGGGCUUGCGUCACCCCAGAGAUUCAGGCAGCUAUGGAUCAGGAGGACAGCUUUGGGGGAGACAAUAUUCUCCAGAGCAUAGUGGGUUUGGGGAUCAGUUUGGGGAGAAAGACAUUUAAGGGUCAGUUUGGGGCUAGCCACCAGACACCUGGGGAACCUGUUAGGGACUAUGUGAUCCAGUGUGUUGUGUUGGGAUUGCUGUCAGGGAUGGUUCUGCCCCUAGACAAGGAGAACAAACGGACAUCGGACAUAAGAAGUAUAGAUUACCCUCCUGGGUUUUGGAAGGAGGUACAGGAGGGGAUGCAUCAGCCCAUAAUUGGACUGAUGGGGCCGCUCCGAGAGACUGGGAGAUAUGUGCUGGGAGAAGUCCUCGCCCGGGCUCAGGAUGCAGAGAAGUUAAUUGGAUGUCAAGGGGGGGCAAUUGCAGCCACCCAGUUCAAAGAAAAGCUUAAUGACACACCAAAUUAUAUGGUUACCUAUUCUAUUGAAAGUGCAUACCCCAAAACUGAUACGGGGGUUGGGGGUCCAAAUUAUUGCCCCAGCCCACACUGGGUUAACCCCAGGGUAUCAAAGGAAAGAGAGGGAAAAUGGGAUUCGGUCAGCAGUGUGGAAGUUUUUAAUGCGGCAUGGGGAACCGAAAGGGAGAUGGCAUAGAAAGCCUCUAGCCGAGCUGCUUAUCAGAAUGGCAGAGCUGACUAGGGAGGGAGCAGCACCUCCCCUUUCUAACAGGGUAGCAGCCUCAGCCCCAGCCCCGGUCUCCGAGGAGCACUGACGGAGCCCCUGUAAUGGGACCCUGGAGCAAAGCCCUGGCUCAUGGGAGAAAUUGGGGACCCUCAUUUGGGAUCCAGGAGGGAGACCCCAAAUACCUGUUACGGUGGGAACUCAAGGGCAUAGCAGCGCACUCCUGAACACCGGAGCUGCACUAAAUGUAUUUGGGAGGAAAUGGGACCUGAAUCAGGAAAAUGGGUACAUGUGUCCCAACUGAAACUGUUUAAGGGGACAGAAUAACCCUGAAUCUAGCCUUGUUAAUAGGAUUCCUUGUGUCAUGAGCAGAGCAUCCCAGUGACCCAGCUUGGAAAAAAAAAAAAAAAGGUGAGCCACCAACCACCUGACCCUCGAGGAACAGGGCAACCAAUCUCUUAAUCCUGCCGGCCACCCUUCUUGGUGCUCUGAGCCGUUGGAAAAUACACAUCGGACGGGCUGAUCAGUGCCCACCUCGAUGUUGAGGCAGGAAAAGGCCAAAAAAAAUCUGCAACUUAGAAUGGCCACCCUCCUGUAGGUAACUGCUCCACUUUUUCAGUAUAAAAGAAAAGCACCCAAAGAAUGGAAAAUGCUGUGUGCACUGCCACUGCACAUGUCAGCAUUGCACUUUGUAAAUACGAAUAAUCAGCCACUGCAAGGAGUUUUCCUUGGCAGGUUUGUGUGUGUUUGUUUUCUUGCAGAAACCACAGUGUAGUCAAAGGUGACCGACAAACCAUGAGGCCUCACUACCAUCAGCAGCAUCUUCCUCAUCACAGCCAUGGCAAAAAUUGUCUUGUCUGUUUGUGGUGUCUUGUUAUAUGUUUUGUGUUUGUUUGUUUGGUUUGUUUUAAGUUGUCAAUUUAAAUACAUAUGAUAUCAUAAAAAUAUAAUAAGAGUAAUUGGUAAUACCUCCUCUAAAAAUUGAACCUGUCUGUGGAUCCCAGACCAGAACACUUCCGUCCGGUUGGACUGGAAAGUUGUUCUGACAUUUGAAACAAGGGCAGAAUUCUCAAAAGGUUUUAUAUUCCACUUGGUUAGCAAAAGAAUAUUUAUUAAGGAUCAUGUGUACUUUGGUUUUUUGGGGGGUUUUGUUUUGUUUUUGUUUUUGUUUUUUCUCUGUACUUCUCUUAAGGAUUUAAAUGCUAUUUAGAAUAUCAGUAUAACAAGAUGUGUGUAAAAAAAACUACAUUCAGUCAUAUUUUAAUAAGCAAAGAGAUAACUAUACCAUUGUAAAUGUUCAAAUCAACCUUGUUAUAUUAUUUUCUCUCUCCCCCCAAGGCUUUUCUCUUUCAAUAUCUUUUAACUGCCUAAGUUUUGUUUUAACUUCAAACCAGCUGAAGAUGACACACCUCCUGUCUAUAUAGCUGAACAAUGGUGUUCAAACAGUAUAGUGACAUCACCCUUGUGUAAGGCCAAUGUCAAGGGGGGGAAUAAUGUAGCAGAAAGCCCCCUUUUCCUCUUGCCUGCAUUUGCUUUCCCCUCUUUGGAUAUGUUUCUCUUUUUCUACCUUUUCUUCCUUCCUCCCUCUCUCUUUCACUUUAAGAUAAGGAAUUGUGUUUUAAAAUUUGUAUGUUUGCAUUUUGUAUCUCCCCUUGUAGUUUGGUAUUUUUAUCUAUUUGUGUGCCAUGGCAUUUGUAGCUUAUAUUUUAUACUCCUCACCUUUCAACUUUCAACUAAAUGUGUUUUAGUAAGUUAUACAUUGUAACAAUGUUGUUGUCCCCAAAGGACAGCGGGUACGUGCCCGGUGCGCUUCUGCCAAUAAACACACAGGGGUGGAGGAUCCAACUUAAACUUUAUUUCUGCGCAGAAAGCGGUGCUUGGCAAUCGUUCGCAAAGCAAGCACCCCCACCCAAGUGGGCAUCAGCCUUAUAUAGCUACGUGACAGGUUGAACUUGCUGAUGUGGUAAAUUGUGCAGCAAGCCCAGCAAGUAACUCCCCUUCCAACCCCCUCUAGGGACCUUGCCGAUAUAGCCUUUCCUUCUAGCAAGGCCAGCAAUUAAACAACUAGGCAACAAGCGAUCUCCCCCAGCCUAAACAACCUACUCUAUGCCCUUGGUUAGAUAAAAUACUUUUUCAAAACAUACAAAGCUGUUCCCAAAGUAUAAAAAAAAUAAAAGUUUCAAGGGUACUCAUCAAUGUUAACAAGGGCAGGAAUCAAACUGUCCUUCUCUGUAUCAGGCUGGCCUCUGAAACAGCUAGUGAAUCAGUGAUUGAAUGUGUAACAAGGUAGCACACAGCAAUUAACAACUGGAAAGCUGCAGAUCAGCCAACGGAAGAGCUCAACAGAAGACAAUGAAACAACUGGGAAAUCUCUAAACGUCACUGAUCAAGGGCUAGAAGCCCUGGCCUGAGUUAAUCAACGCUGGGGACCAACUUUUGGUCUGAAUAUCUCCAGAUCAACUGCUCCCAGAGCCCUAUUCAAAAUUCAUCAACAGACUCCCAAACCUGCACAUACAUGCAGACGACCCCUGGGACUGACAGAUGCCAUCCAGUAGCCACCGAGUGGGGGGAAGUCCCACGAGGGUCAAUGACCCCUGGAUUGGGCAAACCUGAAAACUGGGGAGUCACCAAAGUCUGCCAAGGACAGAUAAAAGGCAGUGAAAAGUGACCCUCAGUGGCGCCCUCUUGAUCUCCAACUCGACCAGACCUGUCCAGCCAGAAGGACCAGCUGGCGACCCCCUUCUGGAAGAUAACACCACACUGAAAGAAGCCUCAACGACAGACUCCAGCGCUUGUAGGAUAGAUACUUCAGGCACAGCUUCAGCUUCCAGCUUCACAAAGGU